CGAAUUAGAAUUGGACGGGAUUGCUCACGUCUGCCGUGCACGCCAUUCAACAAGAGGCGCUUCGCUCCUGGAAAGACGAGAGAUUUGAGUUUAUCGGCGCUGUUUGUCUUCGCGACAUGGUGAAGGGAUGCACACACAUUGUUUUCUAAACCGCUACAAAGUCAAGCCUGCGGGCUGAUCUCAUCUAAAUGCGUAUAGUCUCGCGGCUAAAGAAUAGCAAUAGGUGUUUUUACCUCAGAAAAUGAACAUACUGAGAGAGAGGGUGACUGAGGCUGUGUUAUUCAAUUAAUAUUCGGGCUGUCGAAAAGUCCAUGAUCAUAUGAUAUCAGCGGUGCUUGAGGCUUGGCUCCGGCUAAAGUUGUAAAGUAUGUUGUAAUAAUCAUGUGUGUGUGAGAUCAGUGAAACGGCUCCCAGGAGGGUCUCCAUCGUGAUGCCCUCCCCCGUUCUGCUGCGCCCCUUGCCAAGGCUGCUGCGGCCCCUCCGCUCGAGCUCCGGCUGCAGCGCGAGCGCGGCUCAGCGCCUCUCACAUUCAGUUCGAGAACAUUCUAGGUCCCUGUUGCAAAAGUACCGGAGUCAAGAGCAGUAUUUCAAGAGGAAACUAAAAGCAGCCUACGGGAGAUUUCCGGAGGUCUCGGAUCACGCCGUGGUUCAAGGUCGACACCAUGUGUACUUUGAAGAAGGAGGUAACAUCUACAGAAAGGCCCGCGGACAGAGUGACCAGGAACUGGAAGAAGUGUUGAUCCAAAGCGAGGAUGUUGUCAGGGGGGCCCUGCAGCGGGUUCGCCUCUCCCCAGGGGAACGCAUGCUAGCUGCCACCUUGAAGGACCCUAAAAGUAACAUGGUCAGGGGCCUCCUGGUGAGGCUUGGAGACCCCCCUGCCUCCCCAAGAGUGCUGCUUGAGCUCAGUGACAUGUUCAGUUUUGAAUGGGCCUCUGACGACAUCCUGCUCUUCACUACCAUGAAGGAGCUCCGGUGUCAGACCGUCCACCGCCUGGAUUUGAGGGAAAUGCCGCUAAAAAGUGUCCCAGUGUACAAAGAGCAGGACCCUGAGUUCUUUGUGGAGGUCAGCCGUACCCGGGAUGGGACGCUUCUCACACUGAACUGCAGCAGUAGAAGCAGUUCAGAGGUACGUCUGGUUGAGAGUCACAUGCCCCUGAGAUGUCCUCGUGUGGUCCAGCCCCGCCUCCCUGGCCUGGUCUAUCACGUGGAGCACUCCCACAGGCAUCUGUACAUCCUUGCCAACACCGCACCAGGGCAGGAGUAUCAAUUGCUGAGAACCCACCUCUCCUCACCAUUCAUGAGGAGCUGGGUGCCUGUGUUUACCCCUGCUCAGGGGACAGGCCUGAAAGACAUGGAGCUGUGCAGAGACCACUGUAUCCUGGCGGUCCGUACUCCCAGUGGGACUCUAAGUCUACAGGUGGUGCCACUGGCCAACCCCACCAAGGCCUUUGCCCUGCAGUUGCCUCCAUGGGCCUGUGAGUUUGAGGCCAGACCCAGUCUGGGACUGGACAGUGAUAUAUUUCAGUUCCACCUGUCCUCUCCGGUCUGCCCCCCUUCGCACUGCUGCUACUCUCUGAAGGAGCAGCAGCUCUUCAUACAGGAGGAUAGCACUGGAGUUCCUCUCAAAGAACAUUACACGACUCGGUUGGAAGCAGUGAGCCAGCAGGAUGGCACACUGGUCCCCAUGACAGUACUACACACAGCUUCCUGGGGAAAUCUGCAGGAGGCACCACUCCUGCUGCAUGUUUACGGGGCAUAUGGCUUGGAUCUCAGCAUGGGGUUCAGCCCUGAGAAGCAAGUGUUGCUUGAAGAAGGAUGGGUCCUGGCCUACUGCCACGUUAGGGGUGGAGGGGAGCGGGGGCUGGGCUGGCACCAAGCAGGCCGCCUCCAGCAAAAGCAUAAGGGAGUGGAGGACCUGGUGGCCUGUGUCCAGCAUCUGUUCAAGUUGGGCGUGUCAUGCCCCACGUUGGCUGCCCUGACUGCCCACAGCGCCGGAGCCAUCCUCGCAGGAGCGCUGUGCAACCAGCAUCCUCAUUUGCUCCGUGCCGUCACCCUACAGGCUCCUUUUGUGGAUGUCUUGGGCACUAUGCAGGAUCCCACCCUCCCCCUAACCAUUGAGGACAGGGGGGAAUGGGGGGACCCGCUCGCUGAUUCUCAACAAAGAGACAACAUUGCCUCCUACUCCCCCCUUCAAAACAUUAAGCCGCAGCGGUACCCUUCGAUGCUGAUCACAGCCUACGAGGGCGAUCGCAGGAUUCCACUGCCAGGGCUGAUGGAGUACGUCGAGAAACUGACCUCUGCUGUACAAGCACAUGGAGUCGAAUGGCCACCAUCCAUCAUUCUGGACCUUCAGCCAGGAGAAGAUCACUUUGGACCUGAGGAUUUGGACACAUCACUUAACGAGGUUUCCAGGCAACUAGCCUUCCUCUACAGAGAGUUGGGACUUUUCUGUGGGGGUCACAGACAGAGACACAAGUAGUAGUUACAGGUGUGGGGUGACAAUGUCACUGCAAGGUGG
Molecule: messenger RNA, 2518 nt
Organism: Scleropages formosus (Asian bonytongue)
Lineage: Eukaryota; Metazoa; Chordata; Actinopteri; Osteoglossiformes; Osteoglossidae
Gene: prepl
Product: prolyl endopeptidase like
Exons: 14
Coding region: 431-2479 (682 amino acids)
Biological process (GO): proteolysis
Cellular component (GO): cytoskeleton; Golgi apparatus
Molecular function (GO): serine-type endopeptidase activity
Source: RefSeq, a predicted model, not a curated record